CUUAACAGGAAACUAAAGUAGAGUAAUUCCCCUGUUUAAAAUGGCUGCUUCCGUGCAAGUUUUAUGUCCCAAUGGAAGACGACAGAACGUUAAAAUUAACCCCAACACAAAACUGCUUCAGGUGUAGUAAAAUCAAGGGGAGAAAAUGGAUUUAUUAAAAAAAUAUAUACAUUUCUGUAUAGGAAAACCAACACACACUCUUCAGUGGCUUCUUCAGUCAGUCAAUUUCAAUUAUGAAUUAUUUAAUUCAAUGAAAGAAACUCAAAAAAUAAAUGUUAAAAAUCAAAUGAAAAUGAUUAGUCAUUGUUGUUAUUAACAUUACUAAAUUAGUUUUAGUAAUAGUCAUUUAGUGUUUGAGUGACUCAGCAGACAUGUCACUCCACUGCACACUAAUUAUUUAUUUAAAUGUCAAGAUAUGAAUAUGAAAUUAUGAAAGAAAGAAGAUUUAGAUAGACUUAGGACUUAGGAGGGCGAGACGUGCCCUCCGCAAAUUAAUAACUAACAAUAAUGAUUAAUUUUAUGAAAGCAAUGAGUAGAGCCAGGUGAGCGAAAAAAUCACCCUACCAAGUAUAAUUCGUUAUAGAUAGAGCGCAAUGAAGCAUUGAAUGUAGCCUUACUUAGACUUAGACUAGUAGUGGUUUUGGCAAAAAAAAAUUAAACUGUUUUACAGAUUUUUGAAAUUGAUGAUGCUUUUAUUUUCAUUAAAAAUAUAUGAAAUUGAGCAUUGUAUUCAGUAAAAUAAUAAGAUCAUGUUAAAUAAUUUUCAAUAAUAGUCUACUCAGAAAGGUGAAGAGGUCAAGUGAAUAGUCCUAUCAACUCUAUAUUUGGUAAAAAAUAUCAAUCAAUAAAAUGCUUGUUAUUCAUGCAGACUUAAUUUAAUUGAUAACCAGACAUUUAUUUUAACCUUUUUGUUUUCAUUCAUUUAAGUGUAAAUAUGACCUUAUUUACUGCAGAUAAAUAAAACGUAGGGGCCAAGUUCAAAAUAGAGCGUUUCAACUUUUUUGUGUCUCUCCAUUAUGCUGGAAGACCAGCUAACAAUGCGGAAUUGCACCUUCUCUCAUUGUAGUCUCCUUUGCAGGGUUGUUUACCUACUGUGCACCAUAUAGGCAUUUCCUAUAGGCAUUUCCAAUAGGCAUUUCUUCCAUAUUUCAACAUUUUUAUGUUUAGUUGUAAUCUGAUAUAUGUGGGAUCUUUUCUGUGAAUGGGCAGAAACGGGAAGUGUUGAUUUAUUUUGCAUGCACCCUAAUUACUCCUAAAGCUCAAUAUGUGCUACCCUGUCAUUUUUACAAGUUUUACAACCAACUAAGUUGAUUUCAAUAAUAAUAAUACAUUUUGAUGACCAAUUGAAACAAAAUUUAUAAACAUGAACUGAUAAAAAUAAUUUUUAAAAUUUUUCAAUAUUUCAGAUUCUGGAAGAAGUAUGUCAACGCCAAGGCUAUAUUCCACCAGAAGAUUACAAGCUUGUGUUAGUUUUUGUUUAAAUAUUGUUAUUUUUUUGUUGUUGUAAUCAUACCAGUUGCCUUUUUUCAGUCGUGUUAGUAAUUUCUAUUAAUUUUCGUAUUCUUUCAAAAUUUGUCUGCAUCAUUAAAAAUGGCUAAAAACUUAAUAAGCUUAACAAAUAUAGUCCAUUAAUUUAAUAUCUGGCAUUGAAAAUUCAAUUUUUUUAACAGCUGCAUUUCAUGAAUUUUAAUGUUUGUUGCAUCCAAAUUACUUGAUUGAAGCUAAAGCAGAUAAAAAAUGGCUCAAUGGAUUUUCAUUUCUUGUAAUAUUAAAAAUAUACUUAAAGUAACCAACAUUAGUAUCUAUAUAAUGCAGCAGCCGUGUAACAGGAGUUUCAAUGACCGUCCAUGUACAAUGAACAAUUGUUUACAUUAAGAAAAUAUUUACUUCAUUAACUAUUUUGAUUGUUUGCCUUUUUCUUUUCCCACCACAGCCAAGGAAGGAAAGAACUGGACUUAAGUUUGUCUGUAAGAUUUUCCAGCAUUCCAAAUAACGCAAAGCUUGAGUUAAGUAAAGCUGCCUCUGCCAGAAUUGAACAGGAUGUAACAAUAGCCUUACAGGUAUGUUAAAUGUGGACCAGAAAAGUGAGCACAGCUAAUUAAAUGAGUCAGGAGCUUUUAAUAACAGAAAAAGGUUAUUUAUAAUUGUGUUUAAAAAAAAAAAAAUAUUAUUCUUUUUCUGUCUGUUUCCAAACAGCUUGAUUCUGGGCAAAGACUACAGGAUAGUUUUAAGCCAUGUGCCUCUCUGUGGGAUAUUUUACUACAUUUUGAAAGCAAGGACAGGUAAUAAUCUAUUUAAGGAUUAUCAUAUUCUGUUCCAGUUCCAUGUGCCUAUUGGACAUAGUAUUUUAUUUUGUUUUGUUUGUUAGUUAUAAAGUUUAAAGGAGAUUAUUUAAUUAUUUUUAAAGUUUUAAGAUUAUUUCUCUAUUUCUACAAUAUUUAAUACUAAGUAGAAUAUUUGAUCAUCUUUAUAUUUGAUUAAUUUGCAGUGAAUAUGAAGGUGUGUUGUCUCGAGUUGAUACAAGCCAUGUCCCCUUCUUGCACCCAGUUUGUAUUUUUAUGAGAGAAGAGGUAGUAUUAGACUUCUUUUAUAAGUUUUAGAAAGAAAUCAUAACAUCUUAUUAUCUUGCACCAACAAAUUUUUAAACUUGCAUAUUUUACAAAAAUGUAUCAUUAAUUUAAAUUUAUAGUGUCGGGUCGGAUAUUGAAAAUUCAGUUGUAUUUUCAUAUUUUUACUGUUAAUAUCUUGUUUUGUUGUGCCUGUUGCUGUGAAGACUUAACAAGACUUUCUAUUGUUUUGUUAUUUGUAUUAGGUUAUAGGGGAAAAAGCUCUUCAAGCCAUGACACUAAAAAAACUUGGCCUGACAUCUGGAAAAGCCAUCAUUAGGUAUUUAAUUCAACAAAUUUUAUCUGUGGGAAUUUUGAUGAUAGAUUUUUCUCACUCUAAUCUGCAUAUUUUAGAAUUGAAUUUUGCAUUAUAGUUGGAGUUUAAAAAAAACCCAAGUCUUCUCAAAUCUAUCAGGCUCUUGCAUCGUCCGGUUGAGGCUAGUUUUCUUCAAGACAUUGUGGACAAUCUGGAGAAGGAGAGACAGAAGCAAGUCAAGCUUGAAGAAAUAGCUCUAAAGAAAUGUGAGCUGAGACAGAUAGACGAGAUGGAGAGAAACAGAAGGCUUGAUGAUGCUUCACUUUCCACCUGGGACGAGGAGAAGAUGGAUGAGACGGAGGCCUCCUUGGUUUCUUUAAGGUCAGCCUCAUCUCAAGUAACAGAGGUGGGACCUUCUCACCCUGAACUUAUGGAGCAAGGGGCAAAUGAGUCCUUGUCUUCAUCCACCACAGCAUCUGGUAAAUAAAGCUGCUUAUUUUUAUGUGUUCUGUUUAUUCAAAACAUUUUUAUCCCAGCACAUGAUGUAUUUCAAACUCAUGGCUUGCAGUCCCGCAACAUUUCUUGGAAAUCUCUUAUUGGUCUGUUGUAAAAUAUAUAUUGUAGAAUCAGAAAAGUUGUGCACACAACCACCAUUUAUUUUUUUUAAAAGAAUAUACAAUUUUGUGAGUGCUCAAUCAGCCACACACUUUAGACUUUAGUUAAUGAUAUUUUUAAAUUAAUUAAUAAAAUAACCAAAGCCUGAUACUGUCUAAUAGAAAUAAAAAUCUAUGUUUUAAAAAAAAACAUAUUUACAAAAGCACCAGAGCUUUGUUUUCAGCGCAAGUAGGCAAAAUCAAAAGUAAUAUGAUAUUAAGAUGAGACCAUAUCUGUAAGGAAAUGUGGGCUUUUGGAGUUUAGGAAAAGUUAAGAAAUUAAAUGGAGAUGUCAGCCUAUUUGCAUUAUCAGUUUAUAAUUUUCUCAAUUAAAGCAUUUCAGUAGAUUUCUUUUUAAAUAAGGAAAUUGAAACCUGUAAACUGAUGUCAGCCUUUCCUUCAGAUCAACUAUCCUCCACUUAUUAAACCCAUUUAAAAGCAAAACUUCUCUCUCGUUAUUUUUUUAAAGAUUCAACUUCAGGGAAACCAAGAGGCCAACGUUCAAAGAAAAAUAGUUCAAUGUCACAAAGCCAGGACCAGGUCUCAGCAACUUCAGCUAUUAACGACUUGAGAAACAUGAACAUCCCAGGUGUUGAAAUUUUCACACCUGAUGAUUUUAGUGAUCUCAGUCCUCAAGAACAGGCAGUGAGUUAUCACAUUUUUACAAAGGAGUUCCUAUAAUGAAAUGAGUUGUUGCACUUGUUCUGAACCCUCUAGAGUUUUGAAAACUCUGAAACUUGUCAGAUAAUAAAGCUAGAAGGAAUAAAGCAGUUGAAUCAUUUUCUUAAUAACUUCUCUUCCAAUCCACCACCCAUGAAUUAAUAAUGCUAUAGUUUUUAAAGCAUGUCAAGAGCUCUAGCCUAAUCUAAAAGGCAGCUGUCUUCAAAUUUUAAUUUUCUGUUUCAAAUUUUACUUUAAUAAUUUGGGUUUCUGAAGCUAGUAGCUAAGUUGCCAUUUUAAGUAUUCAAGUAUCCCUAAUUUCAGAUUGCCAGACGCUUGGCUGAAAGAUUUCUUCCACAUUUACAAACUGUUCAUUCAACAAUUUCUGCAGUUUCAGAAGGGUCUGAGGAAAGCAGUUUUGCAGAUUUCAAGGUGCCAAAUUGAGCUAAUGCUUGAGAUCUUGUCAAUUUUAAUACUUUUUGUCUCUUUAAAUUUUUUGUAUUACCGGCAGUAAAAAAAAAAAAUAGAACUAAGCGAUUUGUUUAGCAAACUUUAUUUCAGGAUUUCUUUCUUUUCAAAUUAAUCUUUUAAAAAAGCUUAUUUUAUUAUCUUAUUAAAAUUGUUUCAGUUUCCAGAAGAAACAAGAGGAAUGGAUUUGACAAGGAGUGAUUUGUAA
This is a messenger RNA of Lymnaea stagnalis (great pond snail), 4851 nucleotides long. The record is from the annotation of a GenBank genome assembly. NCBI's taxonomy places the organism in Eukaryota, Metazoa, Mollusca, Gastropoda, Lymnaeidae.